AUGGAGGUAGCGGAUGAUCAAAAAACCAUCAACGAGCUCCAAGCGAGCUGGAUCUGGACCCCCGACUGGGUCGAUUCCUCUCCCGACAAUACCGCUGGUCGAAUCGUCCACUUCACUCGGACCGUCAAUCUCUCGUCCCGACCGUCUCGGGCACUGCUGCGCUUUUCUGCUGACACCCGAUACAAGCUAUUCGUCAAUGGAGUCCGCGUCGCCGUUGGACCGACCAGGAGCAGUCCGCUCAUUUGGUACUAUGACACCCUGGAUAUCGCGCCAUUCCUGAAUACCGGAGAAAAUGAGAUUCGGUUCGUGGUGGUCCGGUACUUUGCAGCCUCGCGCAGUGCGAUGCCGUUUGAGAGGACGUUAAGGCCCGGUUUGACGGUUGUCGGCUGCGUGGAGGCAGGGAGCGAAGUCGUGGAGCUCAAUUCGGGACAGGGCUGGCAGGCCCAAGUGGAUGAGGGCAUUCGCUUCCCGAUGGGUUUGGCGGACGACGUGUUUCUUCAUGUACGUGCUCACAUGAACGCGCUCUUGUCAUUUUCUAACUUGUCACAGAUCAGCGAACGUAUUGUGCCCACACCUCCUGCUCCCAAAGUGACUCCGACGGCAUAUGGUAUCAAGACACUGAAUGGAGACAUCCCGCCUUGGAACCUGCGCCCACGCGCCAUUCCGAUGCCAGAAUCGAGCCGCGCUGUGGUUAAUACUGUUCGAGCAUGCGAGAGUACUGCGUCCGUGGACGACUGGACAGGCCUUCUGUCUAGUGAUCGGCCACUAACCCUUCCCGGGGGCUCUUCGCACAUGGUUGAGUUGCAAGCAGAUGUUCACUCGACUGCAUUUGUCCGAUGGACCUUUAACGGAAGCUCACACGUCCACCUUCGCGUGACGUACUCAGAGGGAUACGAACUUGAGCCUCGCUCGUACCCAUUCUUUCGGUCCAAGGCUGAUCGGCUGGACUCCAAGAAUGGGCAAAUAGUUGGCCCAUAUGACGAGGCAACGCUGAAUCUGACGGGCGAGCAAAGCGUCGUUUAUGAACCGUUCUGGUUUCGAACUUUCCGUCUGCUGAGACUUGAAAUCACCGUUGGACCGGAGCCCGUCGAGCUCCUGCAGUUCGAGGCUACCCAGGUCAAUUAUCCCAUGGCAGUGAAGGCUACCUGGAACGAGCCUGGCGACCAAGUUACUAAACAAAUCUGGGAUGUGUCCAUCCGAACGAUGCGAAACUGCAUGUUCGACGGCUACUCCGACUGUCCUUUCUACGAGCAGCUUCAGUAUUCCGGUGAUAGUCGCUCGGUGGGCCUGUUUCACUACCUCCUUUCUGGCGAUGACAGACUCAUGAGACAGGCCAUCACCAACUUUGCAGCCUCGGUCACACCAGAGGGUCUCACGCAGUCCAGAUUCCCCUCUCAUGUUCCACAAAUCGUCGCUGGAUUCUCCCUGUAUUGGAUUCUACAGGUAUGCGACCAUCACCUCUUUUUCGGUGACAAGAAGUUUGCCCGUGGCUUUGUGCCUCGCAUCGAUGGUGUUCUCGACUUCUUUGAUUCUCAUAUCGAUGAUCUGGGUCUGGUCAGCGGACUGCCGGAGGCUGUAUGGCAGUAUGUAGACUGGGUUACCACAUGGGGUGCGACUGAGGAGCACGCGGAUAAGGGUGUGCCAACCGCAGGCCGCAAGUCAAACAGACACACAUACUUCAGUAUGCUGUAUGCCUACGUCCUUCAAAAAGCAGCCCAGCUUGUCCGUGAUGCUGGGCGUCCCGGUCACGCAGACGAGUACGAAUCGCGAGCCGCGUCGCUUCUCAAAGCAAUCCGAACUCAUUGCUACGACGGAGCAUUCUUCACAGACUCGACGGCCAACAUUACAGAGGAUGGGGCCUUUUCUGAACACUGCCAGGUCUUCGCAGUUCUGUCGGGCGCUGCUGCACCCGAGAGUUGCGCAUCGCUCUUAGCUCAUUCGCUUGGCAACCCGCAUUUCUCCAAGUGUUCGUAUAUGAUGCGUUUCUACAUGCUUCGAGCACUCUCGAUGGCUGGCGAUGAUGUUUACGAAAGAUAUUGGGACUCCAUGUGGGUCCCUUGGCGGCAGAUGCUUGCGAAUAACCUCUCAACUUGGGAAGAGGAUGAUGUACGACAACGCUCUGAUUGCCAUGCCUGGGGAAGCGUGCCCAUCUAUGAGUACUGUACCGAGCUAGCGGGCAUUCAGCCUAUUGCCUCGGGGUGCACGAAAGUACUCUUCAAGCCUCGUCUUCGUCUGAGCGCGGCCCUGGAGGCAAAGAUCGCCCUUGGUAGGGACAAUCUUGCUACGGUAUCUUGGCAGACUGGCGACAGUGGUGAGAAACAAGUCACACUACGGCUUGAGAAAGCUGUGGUUGUCAUCAGCCAACUCCCCGGAGGAUUAAAACAGGACCAUGGAGUCGUCGACUCUAUCAAUCUAAUGUACAAAGAAGGAUUUAUAUAG
Penicillium lagena is the source of this 2439-nucleotide messenger RNA. Its product is annotated as putative rhamnosidase B. The record is from RefSeq and is a predicted model, not a curated record. The coding region runs from base 1 to 2439 and encodes 812 amino acids. The transcript has 2 exons. NCBI's taxonomy places the organism in Eukaryota, Fungi, Ascomycota, Eurotiomycetes, Eurotiales, Aspergillaceae. Gene Ontology annotation, biological process: carbohydrate metabolic process.